UAAAUUUCGUGGACUUCCUACGCUGACUGAGCUGAGGCCAUCACUCAAACUUCAUAUGAGGAGUCAUGCCCUUUUUUUAAAGAACCAUGAAUUUCGUACCAAGAGCCUUGGCAAAAAAGACAGCUAAUACUAAGACUAAGAGCUGUGUGUCGGUGAAGAAAAAGGUCAUAAACACAAAUCAGGAAGGGAGCUCAUGUGUGCUUUUACAAAAUGUCUCUACCUCGGGCUCAUCCAAUGCCCAGAACCCCUCUCCAUUUCCUAUAAGUGCAGAGACGAGAGAACCUCCUGGAAGAGAUGAUAAAAACAUUGGGAUACCGUUGAUCCAUGAACUACAGAACAAGGGUAAUUCAGAAGGCAAGAAGCGCCUGGAUCAAGGGAUAUCCUUUGACCCCGCACCUAGUGAUGUAGAUGGCUCCAGGAAAGUUCAAACACAUUCAAGUCAAUCUUGUAGAUCACCCCCUUUGCCGAAAGGUGAUACAUCAGAGAAUGAAAAUGAGGAAACAUUUCAUAGGAAGACUUCAGAGAGGACUCAUACGCAAUCACAUGAAAAUAAACUAGAAAGGCUUCAGCAGCUGAGUGAUAGGAUAUCAAGUCAGGUUUCUGUCAUGAAAGGGAACCAGAGUACAGGACAUCGAGAAUCCUUAACCCCUGCGAAACCUUCAUCUGACCCAGUUGUGAACGAUGAAAGUAUGUCCUAUCGGGACCAAGAAGAUGUGCAACAUGACGUUAAAGAGUCUGAGAACCCUGAGAGUGAUGAAGAGCCACGGCCCAUCGUAUCCUUCAGCAAGAAUCAGCGCUGGCCUGAUGAGAAUGAGCCAGUGUGUGUGGUCUGUGGGAAGUAUGGAGAGUAUAUCUGCAGUCAAACCGAAGCAGAUGUCUGCAGUCUGGAGUGUAAGGCUAAGAACUUGGUCAGGAGAGGAAUUCAAACCACUGCUCCCAAGACCAAGAAGCCAGCAGAUGAUACCAUUGAUGCAUUAUCUGGCCCGGGUGCUGCUGCUGAUGAUGCUGCUGCUGAUGCUGCUGUCACUGUAGAGGAGGCUGAUCAACUCUUCAUUUACAGGGAGCACCCAGACAUCGCUCAACUCGCCCCUGAACAGGUCCAAGAUAUCAGGAACGAGGUUCAGAUUUUUGUUGAAGGGAUAAAUAUUCAGAGACCUAUCUUGGAGUUUGAGCAGCUUUGUCUUCCAGCUAAGAUACAUAGUAAUCUCCAAUCCUCUGGAUACAUUACUCCUACACCGAUCCAGAUGCAAGCCAUCCCAAUAUCCCUUGCUUUGAGAGACCUUAUGAUAUGUGCUCAGACCAGCUCAGGAAAAACCCUAUCAUUCCUUGUUCCUGCUGUGAUGACCAUAUAUAACCAAGUACUAACAGGGGUAGGAAGCAAAGAUCCGCAUGUCCUCAUCUUCACUCCUACAAGAGAACUGGCUAUGCAGAUAGAAGAACAGGCUAAACAACUCAUGAAAGGAAUGUUGAGUAUGAAGACAGCACUUUUAGUUGGAGGGCUCCCUCUACCACCACAAUUGCACAGGUUACGACAAGGCAUUCAGUUUAUUGUAGGUACACCUGGCAGGAUCAUGGAGAUCAUCAAACAAGAAGGUGUUUGUCUGAGUGAAAUAAAGCUGGUUGCGAUUGAUGAAGUAGACACCAUGCUACAGCUUGGAUUCCAGCAGCAGGUAUAUGACAUCAUGACUCACUUACCGGAUAACCAUCAAACCAUCUUUACCUCGGCAACCAUUCCAUCAUCCAUAGAGAAGAUGGCAUCCUCUCUACUCAGCAAUCCUGUCUUCAUCUCGGUCGGAACGCCUAGUACACCCUGUACAUCAGUGAAACAGACCAUCUUAUGGGUAGAGGAACCGUCCAAGAAAAAGAAACUCUUUGCAGUACUACAGGAUCCCAAACAUUUCAGGCCACCAGCCAUAGUCUUUGUGGAUUCCAAACUUGGAGCAGAUUUAUUGGCACAAGCAGUUGAAAAGAGCUGUGGUGUAGCCGUAGCAUCAUUACAUGGAGACAAGCCUCAGAUUCAACGUAAUGGUAUCCUGCAGAGGUUCAGAGAUGGUGCAUAUGAUGUCUUGGUCAGUACCGCUGUCCUGGGGCGGGGUAUUGACCUCCCAGGGGUCAAGAUGGUCAUCAACUUUGACAUGCCAGGGACCGUAGAGGAGUAUAUACAUCAGAUCGGGAGAACAGGGCGCUUGGGAACAAACGGAACUGCCAUGACCUUCAUUAACAACAGCAGCAAAAAGCUCUUCCUGCAGUUCACCGGUACCCUGAAACCCCUGGGUGUGAUCCUGCCUCCCGAGCUGAUCAACUCUCCUCAUCUUAGCUACCACAGACAGCAGCAUCGCUCAAGAGACAGGCGGGUGGAUGCCUCCUCACAUCGCGGCAUGCCUGGAGGCAGUGGUUACCAUGACAACAAGAGGAGUAGAGACAGAGAAAGUGUGACUGAUAUCUUGAAGAAAAGGAAAAGAAAAUUCAAGCCUUGAAGUUCUGCCGAGGACUGUUGCAGCACGAGACUCGACUCGUCUUUCAGAUGGCUGCUUCAAGUUUUAGGGAAGACCGAGCUAACAUAAUGGUAGAUAGCGAUCAAAUUGAUAUACCACAUCUGUGUGCGCAACAAGUGGACUAUUAAUAUUCACUGAUUCAGUGAGGAAAUUUCAGCUCCGAUUACCCAUGCAAAUCUUCCAUAAGGGGAUUCCGUCUUCAAUUCAAUCUACUGGAAACUGGGCUUGCUUUAGGAGUUGAUGGGGUUUGCUUUGUGAUUGUUUCGUAAAUUGGAAUAAAUGGAGAAUAAAGCACAAGAAUCCAGUCACCAUAGUAUCAAAAGUUGCAAGGGUAUCUCAGCAAAAUGAACGAUAAUAUAAAGAGAGAUAAAAGUCCAUUCCAGUUUUGAUACAUGCAUUUCAUGAUUAUAUGCUCUCAUGGCAGGAUAGAUUUCUAUGUUCACGGUAUUCAGAUAAGCAAUGAUCUUGAAGAAAGCCAUGUUAAAACAGAAUUUAUGUACGGUCAACUAUGCUGAACACAAAGUUGCAGAAGUUGAAUCAUUUUUUUAAUUUUUACCAAACUGUGCAAAACUUGUGUAAACUUGUCUUAUUUUACCUUUCCAAAGUCAAAUUUGGGUUGGUCAAAUUAUUUUUGCAGUCUCAACAGAUUUGACUAUGCCAGAGUAAACUAUACAUCUACAUGUAAUGUCGAUGGCAAUACGAUUUCAGAUCAUACAUGUAGAUUGUGAUUUUCAGUUUGCUUAUUUCUAUCAGACUUCGUCAUAUGAACAUCUUUGACAAAUGAUUGUGAAAUUUCUUUUUUCUGUUAUAUCAAGUAAACAGCCUAUUUAUAUACCAGUAAAUAACUUUACUUCAAAAACAUACUUUUCUACUUUAUGUAUCAUUUGUGUCCUCUCUAGUUCUGUAGCAUGUGCAUAUUAAAAUUAAACCAGAAAAUAU
Strongylocentrotus purpuratus (purple sea urchin) is the source of this 3434-nucleotide messenger RNA. RefSeq names its product probable ATP-dependent RNA helicase DDX59 (gene ddx59). The transcript is spliced from 16 exons. Gene Ontology annotation, molecular function: ATP binding; RNA binding; RNA helicase activity. The record is from RefSeq and is a predicted model, not a curated record. NCBI's taxonomy places the organism in Eukaryota, Metazoa, Echinodermata, Echinoidea, Camarodonta, Strongylocentrotidae. The coding region runs from base 87 to 2477 and encodes 796 amino acids.